ACAACAAGUAUCUAAGGAGUACUUCUUAAUUAAAAAAAAAUAAAAAAAAUCACAAUCUGUCAUUGCCACAAACAACGUUAUAAUCGAGGUCUCUCUCCUCCAGCUAGCUCGAAUCUUCCAUCUUCGAUUUCACGAGCAAGCAUAAACUUAAACCACUCCAUUAAGCUUUCUCUCAAAACCAAACCACACUUUAAACCAAAUCCACUACAUUACCGCCACAACAACCAUCAAACAUUCACUCAAACCAAAAACAUGUCUGUCGCAUGUGGUGUAGAGUGUGUUGUAGUCUUCGGCUGCGCACGUUGGCUAUGGAAACGCUGCACGUACAUCGGCUCCUACGACAGCGCCACGUGGCCAUCCGCCACCGCAGUCGAAUUCGAACCGGUGCCACGUGUCUGCCGAAUCAUCCUCGCUAUCUACGAACCCGAUCUCAAGAAUCCUCAGCAUUUCCAGCCUGCAAACGGGUACCGUUUGAAUCCCGACUGGGUCGUGAAGCGCGUGAGUUAUUUAGAAACUGAAGGUCACGCGCCUCCGUAUAUAAUCUAUGUCGAUCACGAGCAUCGCGAGAUUGUGAUGGCGGUGCGUGGACUUAACUUAGCUAAGGAGAGUGAUUAUAAGCUUUUGUUGGAUAAUAAAUUGGGGAGACAGAUGUUUGAUGGUGGUUAUGUUCAUCAUGGUUUGUUGAAAUCUGCGGUUUGGUUGUUGAAUAAGGAAUCGGAGACGUUGAAGAAGUUGUGGGUGGAGAAUGGUUGUGAGUAUGGGAUGGUUUUUGCGGGACAUUCGUUGGGGUCUGGUGUGGUUUCUUUGUUGAGUAUUCUUGUUGUGAAUCAUAGGGAACUUUUGGGUGGGAUUCCGAAAGAGAAGAUUAGGUGUUAUGCUAUUGCUCCUGCUAGGUGCAUGUCGCUUAAUUUGGCUGUUAAAUAUGCUAAUCUCAUUCAUUCCAUUGUGUUGCAGGAUGAUUUCUUGCCAAGAACAGCCACUCCAUUGGAAGAUAUAUUCAAAUCAAUAUUCUGCUUGCCUUGCUUAUUAUUCUUGGUUUGCUUGAGGGACACCUUCAUACCUGAGGGUCGAAAGCUAAGAGAUUCAAGGAGACUAUACGCACCUGGACGAAUGUACCAUAUUGUGGAAAGAAAAUUUUGCAGAUGUGGGAGAUUUCCUCCUGAAGUGAGGACUGCUAUUCCUGUUGAUGGAAGAUUUGAGCAUAUUGUCUUGUCCUGCAACACAACAGCGGAUCAUGCAAUUAUUUGGAUAGAGAGGGAGGCAGAGAAAGCCUUACAAUUAAUGAAGGAUCAAGAUAGCACCAAAACUGUGACAGUCCCACCAACGGUACAAAAGUUUGAGAGAUUGAAGACAUUAGAAAAAGAACAUAAAGAUGCUUUGGAAAGAGCUGUUAGCUUAAAUGUACCUCAUGCAGUGGACACUGCAGAGAAAGAACCAUCUGAAAACAAUGAAGGUGAGGCAGCAUCCACUAGUAAUGGUGACAGAGAAGCCGAAGCCGAAGCUGCUGCCUCAAGUACUGAAUCAAAACCAAGUGGUGGAAGAUUAAACUGGGAAGAGGUUGUUGAAAGGCUAUUGAAGAAAAGUGAAACAGGAAACAAACAUAUUGAAGAGGAUACAAAUGUCCCACAUUGACAUCUUCAUGUUUAGGUUAGACAUCAACUCAACAACAAUUAAUAUGUUUGGUUCUUUUGUAUCUUAUAGGCAUUCUUGAGUUUGUAAAUUUAGAUGUAAAAAAGAUAGUUACAUUUGCUACAAAUAAUUAAGAGAGGUGCUAUUCCAAUUGGUUUUGUUGUGAUAUUAUUAAUGUAAAACUUGAGAUUUUAUUUGUAUAUUUGUGAAAUUGACAUGGAUUGAUUGAUACAUUAUUUUCAUGUUAUGAAAUGGUCAAUUUUCAGUUGUGGAUGUUUA
Molecule: messenger RNA, 1908 nt
Organism: Lathyrus oleraceus (garden pea)
Lineage: Eukaryota; Viridiplantae; Streptophyta; Magnoliopsida; Fabales; Fabaceae
Exons: 5
Coding region: 253-1632 (459 amino acids)
Biological process (GO): lipid catabolic process
Source: RefSeq, a predicted model, not a curated record